GGCUCCGUCUCCCUCAGACGUGUGUUGUGAGGCCGGUGAUGCGCUACGCCUUUAUUCUCAUCUCUCUAGGACUGGUUUUCCCACGGUUUUUUUUUUUCGUUGUUACUCCACAGGUUAUUGUUAAAAGUGAGCACCGGUGCAUCGGCUGUUGUUGCUGAGUGGGCGCCGUCCACUGCUUCAGAUUGGAGUGUGAGCGAGCGUGUUGAUGAGUGUGUGAAGUCAGCAAUUAGAGUGAAAGGUUUUAUGGAGAGAGGACUUGCCGGAAUACAAUGGGGAAAGUCAGCAGUAGAAACUCUUUGGUGUCAACUAGACGCAGGCUAAUAAAGGCAUCAUCUGGGGUGGGUGUUAAAAAAAGUCGUGGUUCAGCUAAAGUCUCUCUACCACCUCCACCUCCACCCCAAUCACUUGUUCUGGAUGAAGACUCAGGCUUUGGCGGUGACCAGUCCCUGGAUUCUGAAUCAUCAUUGCUGUCACCCCCAGGAACAUCAAGUGCGGGUGUUGCAUCCCUUCCAUCAGUUCUCCCAUCAUUGACGAUGGUACCACAAGCGAAACUGUUGCUAGUCAGUUUGUUGCAAGGUGCUGGAGGCGUGCAAGGUACGAGGACCAGCCAGAAAACCUCAGGAAACAUUGCGGUAGGGGCUUUUACCCCCACAACACAAGCGAGCGUCAGUAAUGGCACCAACCAAACUGGGAACACCCAUGGUGCAGUGAUGUCCAGUGGUGCAGAAAAGGAGGGUCAGAGCUCUCAAAGUGUACGGCCCUUGCUGGCUGCUGCCUCCAUCAGCCUCCAGGGUGCUCCUGGCACUGAUGUUCUGUCUGAGCUGCCAGCAGCCAGUACCAGCUCUCCCUCCAACAACCCAGCUGAGCCUGUGGCUCAGGUAGGCCAUAAGGUGGCAGAGAACAAGUUUAACAAGAAUCUUCAUGUGGAUUUAGGUGGUGAGGAAGCCCAGGAACUGCCUGCCUCUAAAGGAACCACUAAAAUUCAUUCAGUACCACCGCUUGUUUCAUUUCGGGAUGUGUCACUUCUCUCUUCAUUAAACCCAUUUCAGAGGAGAAGUAGAGGUGCGUGUAAUGCCUCAUUACUGUGUGUAGAUGGACGUCCACAACCAUGUGGCCACAGUAACAAGAUAAUAAAAUCAAAUGCCCCCCACACGCCUCUUCCUCUUAAUGCUCAAUUGUCAUCUCAUUCCUCUGAUGGGACAAUGGAAUUAAAGCUUAUCUCCCAGCCAGAGGAACAGCAUCGUGCCCGCUACCAGACUGAAGGUUCCAGAGGAGCUGUUAAAGACCGAUCAGGAUUGGGUCAUCCAACAGUUAAGUUGAUUGGAUAUAACAAAGCUACAGUACUACAAGUGUUUGUUGGCUCUGACUCCGGCAAAAUGGGGCCACACAUGUUCUACCAGGUCUGUCGUGUCAGUGGCAAAAACUCAACACCAUGUAAAGAACGGAGACUUGAUGGCACUGCCCUGAUUGAAGCUUCUCUUGACCCUGAAACAAAUAUGACCAUGAGUUGUGACUGUGUAGGCAUUUUGAAAGAGCGCAAUGUCGAUGUGGAGCACCGGUUUAAGGCUGCAGUGUCACGAGGCCGCAAGAAGAGCACAAAGUGUCGGUUGGUGUUCCGCACUUUUGUCACUCUUAAAAAUGGUGCUCAAGAGACCCUGCAGGUUGUCUCACAACCUAUUGCCUGUACUCAGCCACCUGGGGUGCCAGAGAUAUGUCGCAAAUCUUUGAACAAGUGUUCUGUAGCUGGAGGGACUGAAAUGUUCAUCUUUGGUAAAAACUUCCUGAAGGACACAGUGGUCAUCUUCCAGCAAAGUGGCACAAAAUCACAGCCAAUAUGGGAGGAGAAAGUCUCACCAGACAAGGAGACACUUCAGCCUAUUCACUUAAUUGUGACAGUUCCCGAGUAUUACGAUCAGUCAAUAACCGAGGAAGUGAUGGUGGACGUGAUGGUGUCAUCCGGUGGCAAAACCUCCGAGUGCCACAGCCUGACAUAUGUACCACUGGUGAUCAAGAGAGAACUGCCAGUCACAAAUAAACAAGAUAAGCUCUUACCAAAAGGAGUUUCACCCUGUGCCUUGCAAUUGAAUCGUCACUAUGCAGAAACAGGGACACUACCCACACAACUGCCAGAGGCCACAGCUCCUGUACCCUCCAGUCAUGCCACCAGUACUACUUCAGUGCUGACAUCUGCAACAAUGGGAACAUCAUUACAAGGGUCACAUCUUAUGCUGAACAGUACACCCAACAAAAGAGCUUCCAUUCGUGCGCCACGCUCUGCAUUACGUCCCUCCAAGACAUCAUUACUUCCUGGCCGGGCUACUACAACGACGUCAUCUUGGUCAAGGAUGGCUGACACUUCAUUAUCAUCAGUGUCAGAUGUCUGUAAUGGUGGUACAGAAAAAAAACAAGAGAAACAAGGAAAGGUUCAAGGCUUACAGGGCACAGUGAGUCUUGAGAGCUUGGUAGAAAUGUUGAAAGUUGUUCAGAAAUUCCCGUCUGGCUCUAAUAUACAUACCUGUGUUCUGCAGCUGGUAGAAGAAUUGGUAAAAUCCAUGAAAAAGAAUAUUUCUUCUCCAUUUAAAACAGAAGUAGAUGACCUGGUGAUUAAAGAAGAUGUGGUUAGUUCAACAUUUUCAGAGAGAAUGGCCAGUAAUGUACAAGCCUCAGAUAUAUCAUCUGUCUCUUAUCUGAAUAAGACUCAGAAAUUGGUGCCUCAUUCUAUUUCUCUGCAAUCCCAAUCUCAGCCCCAAGAGACAUUUGCAAAUGGCAAUCACUCCAACAAUGUGGUUUUACCUGCAGCUACAACUGUCAGCUUAUUUCCAUUUACAUUGUUAUCUGCAAUGCCUUCCACGGUGUCGGCUGGAGCGAGAGUAGCACGUGUAGCCCCAGUGGCACCUGUGGCUCCCACUACAGUUGUUUCUUCCCCAGGACUGACCCGUACAGUCAAUGUGUGUCUUGGUGAGGCUCCAAAUAUCUUGGAGGAACCACCCAUGAAAAAACAUUGUGGUGGUGUCCUACCCAUGGACUACCAGUUACUCAGAAGUAAUCAGUUUGGACAAGAACAAAUUGCAUGCAGCAGUGUUUCAGACACAAUUGUGACACAAACCCCAGUCAGUACAACCUUUAACACAGUCACACCUAUGUUGACAAAGGUUGUUAGUAACCAACAUAGCUCUAAUGAUGCUCUCAGUCCUCCAACUGUUGUGGAUACUCAAGCUUGUAGACUUGAUCUCUCAACAUCGAGAGUUAUUAAUUCACAUCAUAUCACUGAAACUUCUGUUGAUCCUCCUUUAUACCAGCCAAUCAGUCAGUCAAUGAUCCAUAACAUUGGGCCAACAACAACAGCAGUGCAACAUGAGAGACAGUCCAUAAAUGCCAGCCAACCAGUUACUCAAACGAUACAACAGACAACAUGCUUGGCUUCAAGACAUCAAACUAACCAGACUGUCAGCCAGUCACCAACUCACCGAGGUCAACUUGUAGAUCACACCAACCAGCAGACCAUGAGUGUACAGUCAAACCUUUCAAGAACUGACUCUGAUCCAUUGUUGUCUCAGUCUAUGGGACUUUGUUCACUACAGGCAAAUCAUGUUACAGUGACCACUGCUUCCCCAAACCAAACCAUUUUACCUUCCACAUCCAUGGUAACAUCAGCCUUGACUCAUUCUGACCCACUUUUGUCACAGUCUAGCCCAGUUGUUCCUAUGCACAUAGAUGCAAGCUCAUCAGCUUCGAUUGUGAGGACUGAGCCAGGAAACAGGUCUAGAGAUCCACUUAUGACACCCAACCCUGCAACCAGCCAAGUUUCCAUGCAAAAUGAAGUGACUUCUGCCAUCAACCUCUCUGAGACAGAGCUCUUGAAUUACUUUGAUCCAAAUUGUUUUGAUAAUGUGUGAAGGUGAUUGUGCGGCAGCAUGAUGGUUAUAGUACACUGUGUGAAGAAGAGCAGUUUGGUGGAUGACAUUGGGAUUUGUGGACAUUUGGCAGCCCAGCAAGUUUGACCGCACCUGCAGUUUCUCACACAACUUUAUCCAGUUGCUGAGGAACAAAGUGUUGGAAAUAUCAAUAAUGGUAUUAGUAUUUGUACCAUAUUUGAUGUGAAAGGCAUACCUACUCUUCUUCUUAAGACAAUAGUAAAUGUUUACUCAUUUAUUUUUGAUAGGCAUCAUUCAGAGGUUUAAGUUAUUGUUCUUAAUAGUUUUAUGGAGUGAAGAUUGAGGUUUUCAUUAAGGAAAACCAUUUCAUUAUUUUAUAUUUUUAUUACUAAAUAAGUAUUGGUGUUUAGUGUUGUUGAUUGUCCAUUUAUCUUUUCUUUUGUAUUUGUGAUAAUUUAUUGUAUUUUAAAAGUAGUUUGGAAGUAAAAAUAGAAUUGACAAGAGAAUUGUAUCUUGGGCAAAGUGUUCAAUGCAUUGAUUUAGGAAAGAUUCAUCCAGUACCACUCUGCAUGAAUUGUUGAAACCCAUAUGAAAAUAUAAAUAGAUAGCAACUAUUUGUAUCAGUAGUUUAUAAAUUAUAUUAGCACAAGCUGGAGUAAGAUAUAUGUUGAGUAUCACUACAAUUAAUACUGAAAAAUACAAGGGUAGAAUUUUUUGGUUUAGUCAUAUAAACAAGCAUUGCCAGACUUUGCCUUGCAUGUGGCAGCCAGCUCGUGACAUGGCCCAGAUGGAACACAGGAAUGUCUUUCAUAGAGGUUUUCUCUACAGGUAUGAAUUGAAGGGAGGAAUUUGAUAGUUUAGAACCCAAUUGUAGUAGAUGCAAGUGAUUGUACAUAUUUAGAGAGAAGAGAUGCAAAGGCCAGUUAGAAGGCCAGUUGUUGACUUGUGUGUGCCACCUGCUACAAACAAUGAAUAUGUUGCAUUAUUUGCAUUCAUAUGGCUAAUAUUUCAAGAACAUUUUAAGCUUUUAUAAGUGAUAUUGCUCAAAUAAUGAACUCAUUGGUUUUGCAGUUGCACAUAAAUGCCAUUCAAGAACAUCCACUCUUUCAUCUAAAAUAUUAUUAUGGUUUACUAAGCAUUUAAUUUAAAGGUUAAAGCUUAAAAUUACACGAGAGCAUGCAUUAAGCUGAUGGAAGAGGUACAGAAUAGGAGGCUUUGUUUCAGCCCCACUUAUUAGCUGGAUGUAUGCUGGUAAUGUGCAUUGUCUGUAGUAUACACUGGCAUACAGCUCACCUUUGGCAUAUGUAAUGAACUUAACGGGCCAUAAUUUAGCUGUACUUCAUAAAAUGUUUAUUAGUCUUCAUUUUCCUUGCAUAACUUUA
Messenger RNA from Procambarus clarkii (red swamp crayfish), 5257 nucleotides. RefSeq names its product nuclear factor of activated T-cells 5. Gene Ontology annotation, biological process: regulation of transcription by RNA polymerase II. NCBI's taxonomy places the organism in Eukaryota, Metazoa, Arthropoda, Malacostraca, Decapoda, Cambaridae. The record is from RefSeq and is a predicted model, not a curated record. Gene Ontology annotation, cellular component: transcription regulator complex. Gene Ontology annotation, molecular function: DNA-binding transcription factor activity, RNA polymerase II-specific; transcription factor binding; RNA polymerase II cis-regulatory region sequence-specific DNA binding.